Molecule: messenger RNA, 2196 nt
Organism: Trypanosoma cruzi
Lineage: Eukaryota; Euglenozoa; Kinetoplastea; Trypanosomatida; Trypanosomatidae
Product: Unc104-like kinesin, putative
Exons: 1
Coding region: 1-2196 (731 amino acids)
Source: RefSeq, a predicted model, not a curated record
AUGGAUGCGGACAAGUUUGCCAAUGCGUCUACUCAGUCGACUGGUAAUGGACUUUUAUCGCCCUUUUCGACCGUCACGACUUUGGUGAUUCCAUCUCAUGCACUUCCCAACAACCGCUACCUAAAUGAGGUCUUUAAAGUUAUCAAAAGGAAUGAUGCAGCCAUUCUUGGAAAUAGAAAGGAUCGCAUAUGGUUGGUGGAUUUCUUUAAGCGCCGCUUUGCAAACUUGGAUAUGGCUGGAUACAUGUCGUUUCAGUAUCCGGCUAGUAAUUUGUUUCGGGUGGAGAAGGAUCCCCUCAACUCCAAGCGCCUAACUCUUCACUUCUUUGAUGCAGCGCACCCGUAUGAAUUAGAAUUUACAUCAACUGGACGACGGCAACGAUUUUACGAAAUUUCCAUGACACUACGUCGCAAUUCAGUUAUGUGGUGCCCUUCGCUCUGUUUGCCCAAUGAAAAAAAUGUUAUUCUGCAUGUGCAGGGUACCACCAUUAGGCGUCCAAAUGCAAAAACGGUGAAUGUAAGUGGUGAAUCCAAGUUUACGGUUUCUCGAAUGCCGUAUGAGGUUUUGGAUAUGUGGUACGGCUGCUUUUCGAUGAAGGACCGUCCUUUGCCUCGCAGUGCCGCCGUGCUUGGCAGUUUUAUCCCAAGAGGCUCCCAUGAGAUGUAUGUUAUAGGGAUCAUGGAUGUGCCAGCGUCCUUUAUUGGCAAUGAUGUCUUCUCAAAGUAUUUUCUUGAGUACUUGGGGUCUUCGCUCUACUACGUUCUUGCAAACACAGCCGUUUUUUCGAAAAGGAGACAGAAUAACAAUGCCUUGAUCAUUAUUGUGCGAAAUUCUUUUAUUUUACGGACAUCGCACAUUGAGGCGAUGGAAACAACACCAGUGUUCACGGAUGAUAUUCCGAAAGAUGCAUUUACUUCGGUGGGAUGUACGCUGCGAGUCAAUGAGGCAACAAUAGGCAUCAUUCUUGUAAAUGCGAAGCCAAUAGACUGUUCUCUAUCAAGGCGUGCUGCAGCGUUGCGUUCUAUGAUGAGCACUUACCCCUUCGGCGACAACCUAGUUGACAUUGGAGCCCGAUUUGAUUAUUUUAUUGUUUCGGGCGCUUUCAACUUUGGCGCUGAUUUCAGGCAUGAUGACAUGCUUCUGGCACAGAUAAAAGCUAGAAAUCUUAUGUCGGGCCUGGUGGAGGCCACACCAAGCAGUGCGAUACUAAAUGCCACGGAGCCAAUCCGCAUUUUUUUUGCAUUUCGUCCCGGCGUGUGCAAUUUGGACGUUAAGCAGUACACCACAUCUAGGGCUUUGGCGGCUCCAAAUGCUUUUAUUUCCGCAGACGUUUUUUGUCAGAGGGCUUAUCUGUGUGUUUUUGGCGAGCAAGUUCCACGUGUGCAGUUGGUACUAGACAAAUUGGUUUUGGCUUCACCCAAUCUUCGCAUUCCCUCUGUGGAAGCUCCUGAGUUACGAAUCUCAGCUGACUGGAUAGAAAACAGUCCAUUGCUCACGGCGUUAUUUAAGGGAGGUGAUGCAUACAAGCUAUCGGGACCGGCUGUACCUGUGGUGGCACCAACUACCAGCAAUACCGUUUUUCUGAGGCUACAAACGAUUACCUUUUCAAUGUUGGGAAUUCCUGGCUCUGCGAAGAGGAGAGAGAAGACCGUCAUUGCCUCGGGGAGUCUUCCUCUGAAGAACAUGCUUCAUUUGGGUGAGGUGGUGGAGUUUUCAACGCCCCUCUACUAUCGCACCUGUUACGUGGGGAAUUUGACGGGCACGCUGUUUCUGUCGGCGUAUGAAAGAGACACGGCUGACCUUGCGGGACUGGAGUCCGAGCGUGAUGUAAUUGUAGUUUCAUGCUACGAAAACCAAAUACUCGAGGGAAAGAACUGGGUGUCCACGAUUUUUUCCCAGCAUCACGCGUACGGUUUUUCCACGGAAGACGCCACAGUUGAGUGCAGCAGGGAAGGCCAUACUCUUCCAGACUCGACAAAGUGGGUGUGGCUCAAUCUCUGGCGUCACGAAGUUUUUCCUCACGAUGCGGAAGGAUGGACUUACAGCGAGGGAUUUGAUCAACCGUUUUUUUCCAUCAAGCCAUCCAAGACGAGUAUUGUCCGCCGUCGCCGUUGGACGCGUGCCAUGCAGGCCAGCGAUCCCGUAACAUAUCACAACUUCUUGAUGCUCAAGCGGGAAAGGAGCUCGUUUUCAUGA